AUGGCGGCGGUGGCGAUUGCGGCGACGGUCGUUCAGUCGUACAGCGCUCAGGCGUCUCCAAAAGCUGUGCUCGCUCGAACCGCGGCCGACUCUACCAUCGCGGCCGCAGCUGUUGAGCUCUCCAGAAGACUGGAAGUGCUGACUCGAUUCUACCUCGAAUUCUUCUACCCCCACGACUCGGAACGCGAAUGCAUUCGUGGCAUCCUAUGGGUCGUCCAGAGUAUCGACCUCUGGCGAGUCAGCCAGUCACUUGAUGACACCAUGAAGUACAGCGAUCGCCAUCUCGCUGGCCUCUCCGCAGGCCCCCCCGACCGCGUCGAACUCAUCGGCGCGGGCUCUCUCGGCUACGGGACCGGCCCCAGCUUCGGCUGA
Molecule: messenger RNA, 372 nt
Organism: Emiliania huxleyi CCMP1516
Lineage: Eukaryota; Haptophyta; Isochrysidales; Noelaerhabdaceae
Exons: 4
Coding region: 1-372 (123 amino acids)
Source: RefSeq, a predicted model, not a curated record